GCCGGCCAAUAGGCUCGCGGGAUGUUUGGACGUGAGAGGAGGGGUCUCAGUGUUCAGCUGCCAGUUUGAAAAGAUGUCGGGACGGAGGCGCAUCGGCGACCCCGAGUAUUUAACCAGGAGGAUUCCCCAGAACCCUAAGUAUCAGUAUGUGAAAACUCGCCUCGAUACGGGUAACAGCCUGAUCAAAUGCAUGGAGAAAUUGGAAGAGAAGAAAAGAAAUUACAGACACAAAAAGGAUGAGCUAUUCAGAAGAUUAAAGGUGACUACUUUGGCCCAGCUGGUCAUCCAUGUCUCUUCCCUGUCUGAUAAAACGUUAGAAGUGACAGCUGAGGAAAUCCAAAAGCUGGAAGAUGGUGAUGGCAUCGCUUCAGAUGGUGAUGUUCAACUCAAAGCUGGGACAAAUGGGAAGGCAAGCCCUAUUGAGAACCCACCUAGUCCAGUCCUAUUCAUAAACAACACUGGCGGUGGAGAGUCUCAUCGGUCUACUUUGCAAAGCCUGAUAAGUGGUGUUGGUGAGCUAGACAUACACAAAGACACGCCCAAGAAACCUGACACUAAUGAUACUAAAGAUGGACCUUAUCCUGAUUGCCCCUUCCUGCUGCUAGACGUACGGGAUCGAGACGCGUACGACCAAUGUCACAUUGUUGGAGCGUAUUCCUACCCAAUCGCAACAUUAUCCAGGACCAUGAAUCCAUACACCAAUAAUAUUCUGGAAUAUAAAAACGCCCAUGGAAAAAUCAUCAUCUUGUACGAUGACGACGAGCGAAUAGCCAGCCAGGCUGCCACCACUAUGUGCGAGAGAGGCUUUGAGAACGUAUUCAUGUUAUCUGGAGGUCUAAAAGUCCUCGCACAGAAGGUGCCUGAAGGACUAGUCACUGGCUCAUUCCCAACAUCCUGCCAGUUGAUGACCCAAACUGGCUGUGCCCGAAAAAGGGCCAGCCCUAAAGUGCCACCCACACCCGCUGAGAAUAAGUGGAGAUUUACUACAGAAGAUCUACAGAAGAUAAAGUGCUACCUGGAAGAAGAGCAGAUCCCUUCAGACCGCCUUAGCCGUGGUUCCUCGGGCCGGGACUGCAGGGCCUCUACUGUGAGGAGCAGCCAGAACCUCUCCACCGCCAACUCAGCUAGCUCCCUUGCCACCCGCUCCUUCAGCAGCGGCAGUCUGCAGAACAAACCCUGGAAAUAAAGACAGCAUCUCCUUUCCAUUGAAUAAAUGAAUGUCCCAGUACAUCCUGCUCAGUACAUCCUUUUGUUGUUUUAGGAAGCUGCUAAGAGGAAGAAAAGAAUGGUAUAAGACUAGCAGACGGGGAGAGGGCGGGGGGUCCAAGACGCCUGACAUUCAGUAGGACAGGAAAAAGUACAAUUUUAUAAGACUUCUCGUAAAAGGACAAUGUCAGGUCAAAGUCGUUGGAAUGGUGAAUUUGGGGAGGGCAGGAAGAGCCCCUGACCAAUGGAAGCGGUCCUGUGAAAUGUGUAACCUAAGGAAAAGCCAGUUGAAUUUGUGCUUGUAACAAUUAUUCUUUCCAGCGUCCUGCGCAGCACUGCAGCAUCAUGCUAAUAAGUGAGACCUUGGGAGAUGGAUAGACCAGAAACUAACUGCACACACAAAUCCUGGUGUCUACCUGAAAUGCUGAAACUGAACAAACAGCCAAAAUGGUGAAGAGUGAGAGACUUGAGAAACAUCCUUUUUUUUUUAACCAAUGAAAUGUAUUUCUUAUAAGGGCAUUCUUGUAAAUAUGCAGCAUGCUGUUUUGAACCUGACGGUGUCCCUUUCCCUACAGUACUGUUUACAAAAUGCUUCUGUAUUUUUAAAAUUGAGUUGGGGCAGGGAAAAGAUUUUUUUUUUCACCCCUUAGAGUUUUGAACACCUGUUUUUUAUGAUGUUUUAUUUGUUUCAUGCUGAAAUUGUAAUAUGCUGGUUAUGAUGGAAGAUGCUCUAUUCUGUACUGCUUGUUUCCUAAAGGAGUUUAGGAAGCAACUUUGGGCGUGAUCCUGUGAUGUUCUGAGCAGAAAUUUGAUUGACUUCGCUCGCAACAGGAUAAGCCAUCAAGGUACAGACUGGUUUAAAUCCAUGCCACUGAAUUGCUGUUGGCUGGGGACUGAAGUAGCAGAGAGAAGUACAAAGUGAGUAAGGUGGAUGCCCUGAAACUCUUUGUUGCUAUCUUCCUUAUGACAUCACAGUGUUGUGUGAAGUAAAUGCACCAGGAUUCAGUGUGAAGUUUGUGCGACCGUGUUGCAAUGUCAGGUCUUGUCAUGAUUGGCUGGCCAUUUCCAGCUCUUCUACUUAACACAAUGUUUUUCUCCUUCCUUCUGUCUGGGGAGUGAGGAAGCAGAGGAUGUUUCUGGCUGCCUGAAAGGCUCUUGGCUUUUCUGUCUGACUUAGCUCAUUCGCCUGCUCUGUCCUGACUUGCUUGGGCAGUAGCAGAAUGGCUCUGAACAGAGCUCAUCCGCUCUGCCCAAGGCAGUUUCUCACCUGACGUGGUCUCUGACUGACACACUGCGGCUUUUCUGAGCUGCUUGGAGCCAGAGGCUGAAGAUUGCCCCUCUAGACAGACUGAAGGCCAGAAGUUAAUCAGCCUGCCUUCCAGGAUCGCAAUAAAAGAGAGGAGGCAGAAGAAUUUCACUUGAUAUAGAGCAGGGUCCUUCACUGCAGCUUUAGUGACUAGCAAGGAAAGGCUUGAAACUUUCUCCCUGUAUCUGCUCUCUGCAGCUGUCUUUUUGGGGAGAAGGGGUGCGGACAACCGUCCAGUUACCAAUAUGACGUUCCAGCAAGGCUUCUUGGUACUAGGAGCUGCCGAAUCUUAGUGAAGCUGAGUCUGGUGACUUACUAGGAAACUGAAGGCUGAAUGGAGAGGGUGCUGAAGUGUGAAUCCAGAUGCCAUUAGUCAAAGAUAAGUGCUCCCAGCCACAGCAUCACUGGCUUGUACUUCUCUCUUGUAGUGUCUGGAUAGAAAUUAUUUGAUGCUCAAGCAGGGUUAGGAAAUAGUGGGAACCAGCUGUUGGGGCAGUUACUUAGGAACUCCUGCUUUCUGCCCGUUUGUCUGCAGUAUUAUUUGAAUGUAGUCCAACUACUCUUGUCUAAAUCAGGCAAGAACAGGCUCCCAGUUCUCCAUGGGUACACAUCAGCUGGAGGUAGCCGUGCUGGAAGCACAGGCUUACGCAAGAUGGCAGCAUUUUAAUCCUUUGCCACCAGCGCAGGUGUGUGUGUGGGUUUUGGGUUUAGAUGGGAGUGAAAAGGUGUUAGAUGGUCACUCCUGCUUCUGGAAAUUGACUGUGAUCUCUUAACAGGCUCCCACUGGCUGUCUCCAGUGCCUCAGAGGCAGUGGUUGGAAGCCAUGGAAGUUACUCAUUCAGGACCUUUAAUCUGAAUCCUUCACAAAACAGUGAUUGCUUGGUUAACUUUCCCAGGACCAGGAACUGGUGUUUUGACUUUUAUCCUACUUAGCAUUGUCAGAGUGCAGGGGACUGAUGUGUAAUGUGCUGAGCGCCCUCAUUUCCCACUGACAUCAGUGGGCAUUGAGGAUAUUCACCAUUCUGUCAGGACCAGGCCGCUAGUCAUCACCAGAAGUUCAUGUGCGGACUACUUUUGAGGUGUAGGACCUGUCAUUGUAUUUAUAUGGCCAACAGCUUUGUGUCCUUAAAUGUGAAGGCUGUAAACAGAUUCACUUCUCUCUUUCCUUACAGAACUAGUGUGUGGCACUGGUCUGUGGACUGAAAUGGAGGGUAGAUUCCCUGCCAAUGUGAAUAGUCUCGCUCUUCCGAAAGAGACGCUUUGUUCUGCUGUAACAUGCCAAAAAAAUCCAUGCUUUUCAACCACCGAAAGAGCAGACGUUGUUCAGUGGGCUGGCUGGGUGGCAUAGAUAGGCAGGUGACAGCUAUGAGGAUGCCGGUUGUAAGGUGACCACGUGCUACAGAAGAACGUGUGAUCCCAGACCUGCACAGCUGGUUCACCUCAUAGCUCUGAGCCAGAAGCAGUCUUCUGUGCUCAGCUCCUACCCAUACAAAUGACUCCUACUUCUAGAGGGGGACCUGCAUAAAUUCCUUUGAGGGAGGUAUUCCAGAGGUGCCAGCCAAUAUUUAUCCCAGCCCAUCUCACCCCAGGCCCUUCUGAGAGCCUAAGAGCUACAUUUGGCGUUUUUGUAAAUUUUCAUUAAAUACCUAUAUUUUUAUAUGUAACAAACCCUGAUCACAAUUAAAAUGGAGCUCCCUGCUCCCUAAGGAAGUCUGUGAAGUUGCAUUUUAACUGGUACAAUUGGUUUUUACAGGGUUUUCUGUGCAUGUAUUUUUGGGUUUAUGAGAAGUUCUGGAUUAAAACAUUAAGUGGAUUUGGAGGCCCGGAUACUUCUCUUGGAUUUACCUAUAGGUAGGCAGAAAUUUCUGCCCAAUAAGUCUUUUAGAUUAUGUCAAUUUUUGUCUUAUUUAUCUCGUAGUCUGAUUUUUAUGUUAUCACAUUUCUAGUAAGAGAUUUGGGGGGGGGGGUUCAUGGAUUAAUUUAUAUUUAAUGAGCUAAUGAGGCAAUGACUUUUGCUGACUUUGGGCUCAUCAUUUUUUUACUGAUCAGUGGUAAUACAAGUCUUUGGAGAGUAACUGAAUUGUCUGAUCCCAAACUAGGGAACCUGUGAGUACACAUUUUCCAUCCUGCCUCUAUUCUGUGGCAUUGAACAAGUCACUUAAAUUCUUUGAGCCUCACGGUUCCCAUCUGUAAACUGGGGCUCAUGAUCCUUCCUUCCCUUAGAGGGAUGUCACCAUGAGGCUGUACAACACGAUAUUUGCAAAAGGCUCAGAAAACACAUUAUCAUUUUAGGAAAGCAUCACAUAAAUGCCAAGUAUCUUAUUGACUUUGGCCAUCUAGGGUAGAGCACUGACGCACACUAGUGUGCAUCUGAUAUUGAUGGGCUUAAUUCACUCCUUCCCUCUGGCUUGUAAGACUUCCCCCUUUUUCCUUGCUGUCAUGAAAUAAAAACUUGAUUGAAACAGCAUCCCCCACAGAAUCGAUUAGCUUCUCCUCUAGGAUAGUUUAUCGUAUUAUUGCACCCCAGAAAUUUGCUACAUCAGAUCAACGUAGCAGAAUGAUUUAAAAUAUGUCCUGCAGAGGUAAGGACAGCGCUUAAAACACUGGGACUAGCAUCGUUCUAACCGAUCCAUCUUUUAUAUGGAAUAGUAGGUAUUUAAACAGUGCAAGCAUCCGGGAAUAUUAGGCAUAUUCAGGAAGCAGAAGUGAAAUGCGGCCAGUUUAAAAUUGGGAAUGAAAUCUGUCAAUUAUGCAGUUGGGAGGUGAAGAAUGUCUUACCAUCUACUGUCCAAAAUCUUCUGGGGUACCGAGAAACCCUCCUCCACUUUCGUUUUUAAUUGGAGGGAGGGCACCAAUCUGAAUUGUUUUAAGGUCUUUUUAAUCCAGGUAGCAAACAGACAGCUAAAAUGUCCCACUUUACCCCCUUGUUGUUGUUGUGCGCACAUUAGGUUAACUGUCUUAUGACUUGGCUGGUAUCUUUUGUUUGGGGUGUGGGAAGGGAGUGCAUAGUUUCUUUACAGUCUGGUUUUUAAAUGGCUUCAUUCAAUAAAAGGCAAAUGAUGCAGCAUG
This is a messenger RNA of Alligator mississippiensis (American alligator), 5581 nucleotides long. RefSeq names its product centrosomal protein 41 (gene CEP41). The record is from RefSeq and is a predicted model, not a curated record. The coding region runs from base 74 to 1186 and encodes 370 amino acids. Gene Ontology annotation, cellular component: ciliary basal body. NCBI's taxonomy places the organism in Eukaryota, Metazoa, Chordata, Crocodylia, Alligatoridae. The transcript has 11 exons. Gene Ontology annotation, biological process: protein polyglutamylation; cilium assembly.